UCCUCUUCUUCUUCUUUCUCUCUUCUUCUCUGUAUUCCUUUACUCUGCUCUGUCAAUGGGGUUACCAUUUUUACUUAUUUCAAUCCUUAUAAUCUCAUUUACAGAUCUAAGCACAAGUACACACAGCAAAAAUGAGGUAGUAGAAGAAGAUGAGUACUUGAGAUUAAAAUUAGUUCAUCGAAAUGAUCCAUAUCGAACACCACAAAAAACCCUUGUUUCAGAUUCACAUAGACUGUCAGUCCUAUUAUCAACACUACCAAAUCGAAAAGCACUAAAAAAUCCAGUCGUAUCAGGAGCAUCAAGUGGGUCGGGUCAGUAUUUUGUUUCAUUUCGGGUCGGAACACCACCACAGAAGAUUUUGUUAGUUGCUGAUACAGGUAGUGAUUUAGUUUGGGUAAAAUGUUCAGCUUGUAGAGAUUGUUCAAGACAUGAAAAGGGUACAUCAUUUUUUGCAAGACAUUCAUCUACAUUUGCACCAUUUCAUUGUUAUGAUAAAGCGUGUCAACUAGUACCUCAACCACCCAGAACCCACUGUAAUAAAACCCGAAUGCAUAGUACUUGCAGGUACCAAUAUUCAUAUGCAGAUGGAUCAAGAUCAAGUGGGUUUUUCGCUAGAGAAACAACAACAUUGCAAACAAGUUCAGGAAAAAACACUAAGCUUAAAAACUUGGCUUUUGGGUGUGGGUUUAAUAUUUCUGGGAAUAGUGUUUCCGGAGCUAGUUUUAAUGGUGCUCAUGGAGUAAUGGGUUUAGGACAAGGUCCUAUUUCAUUCUCAACACAAGUGGGUAAGAAAUUUGGAAACAAGUUUUCUUAUUGUUUGAUGGAUUAUACAAUAUCUCCACCACCAACUAGUUAUCUCAUACUUGGAAAAGCAAACACUAUCAAGAAAAUGAAUUUCACUCCAUUAUUAGCUAACCCAUUGUCACCAACAUUUUAUUACAUUGGAAUUCAAAGUGUUGAGGUAAAUGGUAAGAAGUUAGAUAUUGAUUCUUCUAUUUGGGAAUUUGAUGAUGAAGGUAAUGGAGGUACUAUAAUGGAUUCGGGAACUACAUUAACGUUUCUAGCUGAACCAGCUUAUAUAGAGAUAUUAAACGCGUUUGAUGAUGAAAUUAAGUACCCAAAAAUAUUUGAUCCAGCUUUAGGUUUUGAUUUAUGUAUAAAUGUAACAGGUGUGGAGAAAGUGAGUUUACCAUUACUGAGUUUUCGAUUCGUUGGUAACUCGGUGUUUAGUCCCCCAGUAACAAAUUACUUCAUUGAUGCUGCUGAUGAUAUUAUGUGCUUAGCAUUACAAUCAGUUACUUCUCCAUUAGGGUUUUCGGUAUUCGGUAAUCUUAUGCAACAAGGCUAUUUAUUUGAGUUCGAUAGAGAAGUUUCAAAACUCGGUUUUUCUCGACACGGUUGUGCUCACCCUUGAAGAUGAUGGUGGUGCUGAGUUUGUAUGGGACUAGAUCACUGAGUGAGUCAUUUCGUUUUUCUUGAUAUUUUUUAUUUUUUUAUUUAUAUAAUUUUAUUUUAUUUUUUGGAUCUAGGUAGACAAAUCUUUUUUUUCUUUAAUUGUUUUGUUUGAUCUUUCAUGGAGACAAUGAAAGAGAGGGAAAUAUGCUGUUCUUUUUUUUCUUUUUUCUUUUUUUUUUUUUUGGAGAGAAGAAGGGAUUUAGUGAUUAGUGUGUAAUAACUAUGUAAUUUGUGUAUUUGUCUCUUCUUAUUUUUCAUUUUAUUAUAUAACACCCAAAACAAAACAACAUUCUCAUUUGCUCAUGGAUUCACUCUUGAGGAGAUUCUAGAGAAAAAAGAUUGUAAAGAGAGGGAGGGAGGAGGAGGUUGUUGUUGGUGUUCGUGGGGUGUGAUUAAAUUGAUUGCUGUUUAUGACCCCAAAAAUCUCACCAACUAAAAAGCUAAACUGUAUGAUUUUCUUUUCAUGGAAGGAAGGGUUGGUUCUCUUUUCAGGUCUUCUUCUCCUUUUUCUUUUUUUGGGGUUCAUUAAUGAGAUGAGUGAGUUGUAAGAGUAGUAUUGAAUGUAGAAAUGGAUGAAUGUAACUGUAAAAGAUUUUUU
This is a messenger RNA of Papaver somniferum (opium poppy), 2053 nucleotides long. Its product is annotated as aspartyl protease family protein 2-like. Lineage: Eukaryota; Viridiplantae; Streptophyta; Magnoliopsida; Ranunculales; Papaveraceae. Gene Ontology annotation, biological process: proteolysis. Bases 56 to 1414 code for a protein of 452 amino acids. Gene Ontology annotation, molecular function: aspartic-type endopeptidase activity. The transcript has a single exon. The record is from RefSeq and is a predicted model, not a curated record.